GAAGAGAAACCAAAGCGGCGAAAACCUUAGAAUCUUCAAUCGGAGAACGAAAGCAAGCAACCAAAGGUUUUUGUUAUUUGAAACUUGCGAUGUUGAUGCUCGCUUCUCUAGAGAUGAUUUUGAUAGAGUGAGAAAGAAGCUUCUAACUCUGAUCUGGAGUUUUACAGGCUUAAUCUAGGUUUUUGAAGAAGUGAAGAGAAAUGGCGUCGUCGUCGAAUUCUCCGUGUGCAGCUUGCAAGUUCCUACGGCGGAAAUGCACACAAGAAUGCGUGUUCGCACCCUAUUUUCCCCCAGAUCAGCCGACAAAGUUUGCGAAUGUGCAUAAGGUUUUCGGCGCAAGUAAUGUUGCCAAGCUGCUUAACGAGCUCAACCCAACACAAAGAGAGGAUGCCGUGAACUCUUUAGCGUACGAGGCAGAAGCGAGGCUUCGCGAUCCAGUUUAUGGAUGUGUGGGUCUUAUCUCAGUUCUUCAACAUAGGCUGAAACAAGUCCAGAACGAUCUCACCAACGCAAAGAAGGAACUAGCAAACUAUAUUGGUCCAUCUGCAAUGCUUCCUUUGAGUCAUCAACACCCACACCACCAGCUCCUGCACCCACACCCACACCACAACCCUUCUUCCAACACGGGACCCUACGGAAUGUCCCCGGUGGGGUUGGGUAUGCCAGCAGCACAGGCCCAGUUGUUAAUGAGAGAGCAGCAACAACAGAUGCUGGAAGCACAACAUCUAGCCGCAGUUGUAGCUGCUAGAGAGCAACAAGAGAUGAUGAGAAGCUACGCCCAGCAACAACAACAGGAGGAGCUUGUCAGGUUUAAUGGCGGCUUUGAUGGGUCUACCGGGACUGCCAUUGGGGGAGUUAGUGGUGGUUUUAAUCAAAUGACCGCAGCGUUACCUUCUUCCUUAGCUUUGGCUUCAUUCGACAACCCGUUUCAGGUCCAGCAACCUCAACAUGAACACCCGCAGCAGAGAGCAGGAAGCGAUGAGAUUAAGAGCAGCGUUGAUCCGUCUUCUUAA
This is a messenger RNA of Telopea speciosissima, 1013 nucleotides long. Its product is annotated as LOB domain-containing protein 36-like. Lineage: Eukaryota; Viridiplantae; Streptophyta; Magnoliopsida; Proteales; Proteaceae. The record is from RefSeq and is a predicted model, not a curated record. The transcript is spliced from 3 exons. Bases 201 to 1013 code for a protein of 270 amino acids.